Molecule: messenger RNA, 5939 nt
Organism: Xyrauchen texanus (razorback sucker)
Lineage: Eukaryota; Metazoa; Chordata; Actinopteri; Cypriniformes; Catostomidae
Product: volume-regulated anion channel subunit LRRC8E
Exons: 3
Coding region: 152-2560 (802 amino acids)
Molecular function (GO): protein binding
Source: RefSeq, a predicted model, not a curated record
GGGGCUUGAACGCGGCAUCCAGAAUCUCUAUUUCAGUUCUACACAGAAGAGAAACUUCUGCUAAUAAAAGUUACUUCACGAGUAUUGUAUUAGUACUGAAGUAUGAAAAAACACUUGUAGAUCUACCGGCUUCAGAAACGCAGGUGUGAAGAUGAUUCCUGUGAAUGAGUUCCGGAGCAUCACAACAGAACAGAACCCGAAGUUCAGGGUUCUGAAGCCGUGGUGGGACGUGUUGUCGGAAUAUCUGGGCAUUGCCAUGCUCAUGAUUGGGGUGUUCGGAUGCACAGUUCAGCUGACACAGGAGAAGAUUUCUUGCCUGCCAAACCGCUUCACGGAUCUCUCGAGAGGAGACGUGGACUGCAGUCAUCUGCGAGAGCACAAAGAGAAUGAGAGUAUGUGGCAGUACGCCAUCACCAAACGUCUGAGUCCAAACAUCGUCGAGGUGUUCGGCAGGAAGAACGGACUCGAUAUCCACCAGUACGACUUUGUCAAUCACUUCUGUUACGAGCGUGCCGUACACUGGUAUGGCAAGUACUUCCCCUACCUGGCGCUCAUCCACAGCAUGAUCUUUAUGGUGGCCAGCAGCUUCUGGUUCAAGUUUCCAGGAACAUCAUCAAAGAUCGAGAUGUUUGUGAUCAUUCUGGGAAAAUGCUUCGACUCUCCCUGGACCACAAGAGCGAUCAGUGAAGUGUCAGAAGAAAGGAGAGAAGAGAGAACGGUCUCAUGGAGAAAGAAUUCCAUGACAAAAUCCACAAUAGAUGAUGACACAGUGACUCUGAUCCGAUCUUCUGUAAAGUCCAACUCGGAUCAGAAAUCAGCAGAAACCGCUGCAUCGCUCUUGGAUAAAAAAGAGGGUGAGCAGGCCAAAGCCCUGUUUGAAAAAGUCAAAAAGUUUCGGACACAUGUUGAGGAGGCAGAUCUUCUUUACCUUAUGUACGUGCUACAGACUGCAUUAAAAGUUUUCAAAUUUGCCCUUAUCACCAUGUAUAGUGUUGUGUCGGUUCCAAACAUCCAGAUUGUGGUGAUGUGCUCGGUGCCUCCAGAUCUCACGGGCUUUGGGACAUUCUGCUGUAACUAUAAUAAAGCACAUCUGUUUUCUAAAUUAGCAUAUUGCUACAUAUGCUUCGUUGGGGUGUAUGGAAUGUUGUGUGUAUAUUCACUUUAUUGGCUGUUUCAUCGACCAUUGAAAGAGUAUUCCUUUGAGGCCGUUCGAUUGGAGACGGGAAUCAAUGACAUACCAGAUGUUAAAAAUGACUUUGCGUUUCUCCUGCACCUCAGUGACCAGUACGACACCCUCUACUCCAAACGCUUCGCUGUCUUUCUCUCUGAAGUAAGCGAGAGCCGGUUGAGGCAGGUGAACCUCAAUAACGAGUGGACAACUCAAAAACUCUGCACUCGUUUGGCGCGCAACGUGAGCGAGCGGUUGGAGCUCCACUUAUUUAAGCUACCGGGGCUACCGGACACCGUCUUUGAGAUUCCAGAUGUAGAAUCCCUCAAACUGGAAAUGAUAAACAAUGUCACCAUCCCUGGCAGCAUAACGCAGCUCAAAUCCUUGCAGGAGAUCUCAUUAAUCCACAGUCCAGCCAAGCUGCAGCUAGCGGCCCUCAGUCACCUACGUGAGAACCUCAAAGUUCUGCAUCUGACCUUUGAGAGCCCAGACCAGGUGCCGCUGUGGAUGUACACCUUACAGAACCUGGAGGAACUUCAUCUGAGCGGCCCCUUAAGCAAUGAGCUCUCUCGCAGUCCUACCUUGGACACCUUACGUGAGCUUAAACAUCUACGUGUGCUGAUGUUACAUUGUAAACUGACCAAGAUACCGCCCAGUACCGUGGAUGUUUCUGGCCAACUGUUGCGACUCUGCAUUCACAAUGAAGGAACACGACUUCAGGUCUUCAAUAGUCUGAAAAAGCUGGUUAACCUCGCUGCUCUGGAGCUGACAGGCUGUCGACUGGAGCGAAUCCCCAGUGCUGUCUUCAGUCUUUCCCACCUGAAGGAGCUGGACCUGAGAGAGAACAGGCUCACCAGCAUAGAGGAAAUCCUGAGUCUGCAGCACUGUCGCCGUCUGACGACCCUUAGGCUGUGGCACAAUGACAUUUCUUGCAUCUCCGAGCAUGUCUCUAAACUCCGCGCCCUGGAGACUCUGGACAUGAGCUGGAAUAAGAUCCGCAGACUUCCUGCUCGCCUCUGUUACUGCACCAAACUACGACAUUUGGACCUCUCGCACAACCAGCUGACAUCCCUGCCUUCAGAGAUUGGCAUCCUUCAGUGUCUGCAGUUCCUCUCUGUCGCCUACAACUCACUGGAGUCUCUCCCUGAAGAGCUGUUCUCCUGUAAGAGGCUGAAAGUUCUAGCAUUGGGGAAUAACAGCAUUUCCGUGUUGUCCCCACGUGUCAUGAAUCUGGCUCAUCUGGUGAGGCUCGAGUUGAGGGGUAACCGGUUGGAGUCAUUGCCUGCUGAGAUCGGCAACUGUAUCUCACUGAAAUUAGCUGCUCUUAUCGUGGAAGAUGGCCUGAUUGAGCUGCUGCCGCCAGACGUCAAAGGCAAAAUGAAAGACAGAUAAUACAAAAACGGGUUUGACACAAAUGUCAGUGAGAGUUGAAAAAGCUCUGUGAAGCGUGACCAUUCACAAACUUUUAAAGUUUUCUUUGAGUAAAACAACUGAUUUACUUCAAUCUUUUAAAUAACCCAAAGCAUCUGUUAGACAAGCAAUGAUCAAAACGAUAUUAUGUACACUGAUUACAUCAAUUACAAGUGCCUUCAGUUUAUAAGCAUGAUAGUUAAACAGAAGGUGCAUUGUUGUAUUUGCAGCAUGAAACACUGAACUUUCACCUGACUAGAACGACAGAAUGACAGCUCUUAAAAUCUCUGCACAUUAGUCACAGUGUGUUGACAUAAUAGUAAUAUUGACACAAUAUUAACAGAAAAGAGGAAGUUUGAGGCUAAUAAUAUAAACGGUUGAUACGGUCUCAUGUGUUGAGCAGCUUCUUUCCUUCAGAGAAACACUGUAUGAAUGCUGGAACCGCUAAUACAGGAACAAAUGUAAUGUAAAUGUAAAUAAGCUAAUCUUUCAUGUAUGACCCCCCAGUGAUGUAUUUCCUUUUAACCUCGUGGUUAAAGGUUUUCUUCCCAGUAGUUCAGAUGUUUAUAUAAUAUGUUCAUUGCGCUGUCAGUACUGUCAUACCUGAAUCAUUUAAUUAUACAGCAGAAACAUGCCGUACAAUCUGAAUGCCACAUCAUGCUGCAACUUGUCUCCAGAACAAUAAACAUUCACAGCACACUGAGUUCUUCACAUGUGAUUCUUGAGCGACAUGUCUUCCUGGUUAAUGGGCGUGGCUGAGCAGGUUUCCGUAAGUCUGUGGAGAUUCUCUUAAAUAUUCCAGGUUCAAUAGAAGUUAAGCACAGUCAGCAGCAUUUGUAGCAGUGUUGAUUAGCACACUUCAGUGUUGGAGUCUUGAUAUUGUGGUCUUGGUCUGGACCUGGGUCUCAACACUUAAAGUCUUGGUCACCAUUCACUUGCAUUGUAUGGACCUACAGAUCUGAAAUAUUCUUCUAAAAAUCUUUAUUUGUGUUCUGCUGAAUAAAGCAAGUCACACACAUCUGGGAUGUCAUGAGGGUAUCCAUCCAUUUAAACUUUUACUUGCAGUGAAAAUCAGACAAAUGCCAUGCAGAACUCUAUGGUGGUGUACAGCCAGAGUAGGGGAAGAAGAUUCUUCAAAUUAAAACAUACUGCCUGGACUGACAUGUCUUGGUCUGGAUCUGGGUCUUGAAGGGUCUGGUCUGGAUCUGGAUCUUGAAGGGUCUGGUAUUGGUCUAGGUCUUGGAGGGUCUGGUAUUGGUCUAGAUCUUGAAGGGUCUGGUAUUGGUCUAGGUCUUGGAGGGUCUGGUAUUGGUCUAGAUCUUGAAGGGUCUGGUCUGCAUCUGAGUCUUGAAGGGUCUGUUCUGCAUCUCAGUCUUGAAGAGUCUAGUCUGCAUCUGGGUCUUGGAGGAUCUUGGAAGGUCUGGUAUUGGUCUAGGUCUUGAAGGGUCUGGUAUUGGUUGAGGUCUUGAAGGGUCUAGUCUGGAUCUGGGUCUUGAAGGGUCUGGUCUGGAUCUGGGUCUUGGAGGAUCUGUUCUGCAUCUCGGUCUUGGAGAGUCUAGUCUGCAUCUGGGUCUUGGAGGAUCUUGGAAGGUCUGGUAUUGGUCUAGGUCUUGGAGGGUCUGGUAUUGGUCUAGGUCUUGGAGGGUCUGGUAUUGGUCUAGGUCUUGAAGGGUCUAGUCUGGAUCUGGGUCUUGGAGGGUCUGGUAUUGGUCUAAGUCUUGAAGGGUCUAGUCUGCAUCUGGGUCUUGGAGGAUCCUGGAAGGUCUGGUAUUGGUCUAGGUCUUGGAGGGUCUGGUAUUGGUCUAGGUCUUGAAGGGUCUAGUCUGGAUCUGGGUCUUGGAGGGCCUUGGAAGGUCUGGUAUUGGUCUAGGUCUUGGAGGGUCUGGUAUUGGUCUAGGUCUUGAAGGGUCUAGUCUGGAUCUGGGUCUUGGAGGGUCUGGUAUUGGUCUAGGUCUUGAAGGGUCUAGUCUGCAUCUGGGUCUUGGAGGAUCUUGGAAGGUCUGGUAUUGGUCUAAGUCUUGGAGGGUCUAGUCUGGAUCUGGGUCUUGGAGGGUCUUGGAAGGUCUGGUAUUGGUCUAGGUCUUGGAGGGUCUGGUAUUGGUCUAGGUCUUGAAGGGUCUGGAUCUGGGUCUUGGAGGGUCUUGGAGGGUCUGGUAUUGGUCUAGGUCUUGAAGGGUCUAGUCUGGAUCUGGGUCUUGGAGGGUCUUGGAGGGUCUGGUAUUGGUCUAGGUCUUGAAGGGUCUAGUCUGCAUCUGGGUCUUGGAGGAUCUUAGAAGUUCUGGUAUUGGUCUAGGUCUUGGAGGGUCUGGUAUUGGUCUAGGUCUUGAAGGGUCUAGUCUGCAUCUGGGUCUUGGAGGAUCUUAGAAGUUCUGGUAUUGGUCUAGGUCUUGGAGGGUCUGGUAUUGGUCUAGGUCUUGAAGGGUCUAGUCUGGAUCUGGGUCUUGGAGGAUCUUGGAAGGUCUGGUAUUGGUCUAAGUCUUGGAGGGUCUAGUCUGGAUCUGGGUCUUGGAGGGUCUUGGAAGGUCUGGUAUUGGUCUAGGUCUUGGAGGGUCUGGUAUUGGUCUAGGUCUUGAAGGGUCUAGUCUGGAUCUGGGUCUUGGAGGGUCUUGGAGGGUCUGGUAUUGGUCUAGGUCUUGAAGGGUCUAGUCUGGAUCUGGGUCUUGGAGGGUCUGGUAUUGGUCUAGGUCUUGAAGGGUCUAGUCUGCAUCUGGGUCUUGGAGGAUCUUAGAAGUUCUGGUAUUGGUCUAGGUCUUGGAGGGUCUGGUAUUGGUCUAGGUCUUGAAGGGUCUAGUCUGGAUCUGGGUCUUGGAGGAUCUUGGAAGGUCUAGUAUUGGUCUGGAUCUUGGAGUGUCUGGUUUUGACUACACCUCUGCCACACUUACAAUCGAAAAUGUACACACAGUUUCAAAAAUAUAACCACAAAAUCUAAUAUUGAAACAUAUUAGUCUGAUAAAAUUGCUUACAGGGUUUAUGACAUUGUAUUGCCAUGGCAAUGAAGUUACAAUAUUGGAUGCAACUUUACAUUGAUAAGUUUAGUAAGUGGUUGCGUGAACACAUACAACGUUUACAUCUUGUGGCGAUACUUUUGAGACGGUGUCUAUUUUAGUGAUUACAGAUUGACCCCACUGACUUCCAUUGUAAGUGUCUCACUGUAACACAGAUUUAAGUUUGUUUUAAAUAAACGAGGAACAAAUCCAAAAUAUUUUUUGUGGCAAUCAACAUUAUGCCAAUAAUGCUGUCGAUUGAGCUGAAAUUGUAUUAAACCGGGAACGUUCCUUUAUGACUAUAAAAAUGAUUUAGUAUAAUGAUUGUGCUGCUAGUCAUGUUUAUCAGACACACCCAAAAACCUACAGUGAACAAA